AUGCCUUCGAAAAUUCAACUCGAUCAAAAUCUCGUCUUCUUGUAUAUUUGUCUCCAGAAAUCGGAUAUGAAAUCUAUAGAUUUUUCCUCCGUAGGUCAAACAACAAAUCUCAAACCUCCCGCUGCACGUAUGCGUUACACGAGACUUAAACGACAAAUUGAAAAGGGGGUUAUUGGAUCGAUUGGCGGGGUUAAUUUCGGUGCUGUGGGUGGGAGGGUAAGCAGAAAUGGGGAUGAGAAGGGUAGGAAUGAAGGUGCAAGCGAGAGAAGUGUUGGCGGUAGGAAGAAGAGGGCGAAAAAGGGGAUGAAGGAGAUAAAGAAGGAAGAAGAUAAGGUGAAAGUGGACGAAGGAGAGAAUGGGGGAAGAGUGAGAGUGAAGGAGGAAGAGGAAGAGGCUGAAGCAGUAGGAAUAAGAGCAGGAGCAGGAGCAAGGAUAAAAACACAAGUGCAAAUCUGUCUACCUUCUAGUGUGGAGAAAAGAAGUACGAAGAGGAAAAGAGAGGACGAGGACUUCGAUACAAACGCAAAUAUCUACAUACAUGAGUCGAAAGGACAGAUACCGAAACGUAAAAGCAUCCCAUCCUCACCCCUUCCACCCAUCCCAAACCAUCCCACCUCUACACAAUUUUUCUCCCCAGAAACUUUCUCCACAUACCCUCAAAUCGACCAUUAUCAUCACCAUUCUCCUCAUCCUCCUCCUCAUAUACAUUUUUCCUCCCCCCCUCUCUCUCCUCACAGAUACAACGCUCACAGAACCCGCACCCCACAAACCACCACCGAUACCAAUCCCAAUAUCAAUACCCUCGAACCCAAUCUCAAUCCCAAUCCCAAUUACAACAUCAACAACCUCACUCGAGCUCAAACCCUCUCACUCUCACUCUCACCGGCUAUAAAACCAAAACUCGAACCUCGUUCUUCAUUCUCAUCUUCCUCAUCAUCCACUUCCCCAUCGUACCCCUCCACCACAUCACCACCACACCAAAACCACAACAAAACCAAAAAUAACAACUACCACACCCAUGAAGAUCCCGACCCCGACCUUAACUCCUCCGACUCCAACUCCGAUUCCAACACCGAAUCCGACUCCGACUCCGAAGACCAAAAACCCCUAGCAAAACGCAGAAAACCCCAAACCAGCACCAACCAAACCGUUAAUCAGGGUAGAAACAUACCCUUAUCCACUUCCUCCAUCAUCUAUCCCUUUUAUCACCGCAGUCGCUACGUCGAUAUUUAG
Molecule: messenger RNA, 1233 nt
Organism: Sclerotinia sclerotiorum 1980 UF-70
Lineage: Eukaryota; Fungi; Ascomycota; Leotiomycetes; Helotiales; Sclerotiniaceae
Exons: 2
Coding region: 1-1233 (410 amino acids)
Source: RefSeq, a predicted model, not a curated record